Esox lucius (northern pike) is the source of this 3604-nucleotide messenger RNA. RefSeq names its product BCLAF1 and THRAP3 family member 3. The transcript is spliced from 11 exons. Gene Ontology annotation, molecular function: transcription coregulator activity; DNA binding. Gene Ontology annotation, cellular component: mediator complex. The coding region runs from base 269 to 2728 and encodes 819 amino acids. The record is from RefSeq and is a predicted model, not a curated record. NCBI's taxonomy places the organism in Eukaryota, Metazoa, Chordata, Actinopteri, Esociformes, Esocidae. Gene Ontology annotation, biological process: positive regulation of transcription by RNA polymerase II.
CACUUCCAGGGCAAUGGGCUUUCUCUUAUUUUGGAAUCGCGAGCGGCUGCAGGGCGAAGACUUCGAACUGUUAGAUGUUCUUAAUGCUGAUUAAACUGAUGUACAUUAUGUGAAAUAUAUGUUCAUGCUCAGAUUACUUACUAACUACUAGGUUUGUAAUAAUAUCCUGUGUGUGAGAGACUGGUGUUUUGGUGUUCGUAUCCUCUCUAGGCAGUCGUGUUCCGGUAGUAACUUGCGCUUGGUCCCCUGCUCUCUGAAUGUAAAUAGAAUGUCAAGGCCACGGUCACGAUCGCCCCACUAUUCUCAAAGAGGCAGUCCAAGGAGGCAGGAUGUCCGCCGGUUCCCAUGGGAUGACCCAGACUUUGACCCCCAGCAGGUGCUGGCUGACCUGGGCAGGCCUCCCUGGGAGGGUAACCAUGGCCCUGGGGAGGCUCACGAGGAUCACUGGGCCCGCUUCAUGGAUGAGAUUCACCCAGAUGGCCACAGAAGACCUAUGUCCCCAGACAAUAUUCACCCAGAGGACCACAAACUAUCCCCUUCCCCAGACCUUCACAGGGCAGACCGCCACUUUCCCACAGAGCAUUUCCUCUGUGGCAGGACCCCACCAGCUCCCUACGAGCUAGGCUACGCCGAGCGCCGGAGGCUCUCCCCCCACGAUGGAGGCGAGGGUGGAAGAGGAAGACUGAGGGAGGAAUUCAAGAGAUCUGAAGAGAGAAAGAGGCUGCUCCGUUCCCCACAGAGGCUGCCCAGAGAGAGGCUACCAUCACUGGCCCCACAGCACUCUCCGUAUAGCCCAGAUCAUCCCCAGAGAGAACCUCCUAGUGGCUGGAGGAGAGGAGAGCGUGACCACAGCCCGAGGGAAAGGGUUCGGGGCAGGGGUUGGGAGCAGAAGGGUGGAAUUGGAGACAGGAGGAGGAAUGACAUGCAAAGAGAGAGGAGCUCCUUUUCUGACCGCAACCGGAGGGAGACAAACGAAGCAGUGCAUCCUGGGUACAGGAGGGAGGCCGAGUUUAGGGAGCGCCGCCCCUCGUUUGAAAGGCCUCUGGGGUACAGAGGAGGAGGGCCACGGGGCAACAGAGGCCCCCAGGGAAGCCAUGAUGGCCUGCGGCCUGGAACCCUCAUUGUGGAGCAUGACCACGGUAUUACGAACGAUGACCGCGGAGGGCGCAAUCGCAGCCCGAACCACAACCAAUUCGGUCAUCAUCAGCACUACCACCGACGCGAUGCAGCCUCUGAGGAGCAGGUCAGAAAGUCCGGCAGCAGGUCCAGCACCAGGGAUGCCAGGGAACGCCCUGUCUGUGAGGACCGGAGAGGCCCUGCCCAUGAGGAGAAGAGAGGACGUAUACAUGAAGAGAGGAGAGGGCCUGUACACGGGGACAGGAGGGGACAUCUAGACAUUGAGAGGAGAGGUCCCAUUCAUGAAGAUCGGGGACUGCCUGCGCACAACGAGAGAAGAGGCCAAGUACACGAUGAACGGAGAAAGCCGACACAUGGGUCCAGAGGAAGCCCAGACCACGAGGAGAUGGCCGUCCCAGUUGACCUCCAGGGUAGAACUAGUCCCACGGAGCCUAGGGCCAGAACCAGUGCGUUCCGUGGGCUGAGGGGGGCCCCAGCCCGGGGUGGCAAGAGACAAAUGGGUCCCUCCAGGAGCCGGUUUCUUAUGCUGGAACAGCAAGAGCGCGCCAAGCCCCAGCAUUCCGCUGCAGAGCACCAGCGGUUCGCACCCCGUGGAGGUGACUGGGACAUGGAACCUGGAGAGGAGCCCCCUGGCUGGGCGGAGGAAAGUGACACAAAGCCCCACUGGGAGCAGGACCAGGCUGCAAGGCCACAAGGAGGACCUCUGUCCAUACAGAGUCGGGUGGGACCUGGGAGACCUCAACACAGAGAUCAUAACCCCGUUUGGCACCAACAACAGAAAGACUUGGCAAUGUCGCACAUGGGUGCUGGCGAGGAGGAGACGCUCACCAUCAAGGUGGACAUGAACCGAGCCGUGAGCCAGAACAGCCAGCUGUGCUACUCUUCAGACCGUCAGCUGUCUUUGGAUCUGGUCAAUGUGGGUCGCCAGCGCUUGGACUUCCUGCCCAUGCUGGAGCAUUCUGGGACAUACCGUGAAUCAACAAUGCACUCUGGGACUUUCGCCCAAGAGAUCAUCACCCUGGUACACCAGGUCAAAGAGCACUAUUUCAGGGGUGUUGGUGUGACCCUGAAUGAGCGUUUCUCUGGCACCCAAGAUGGAGGUUUGCCUGAGGAAGAGGAGCAGGAGGAAGAUAGGCCAACGUUGAACAGGCGGUUCAACAUGAGUAUGUCCGAGCCCGAUGUUGAACCUCUCUUCUCCAAAGUCGGCCGGAUGCAGAGACAACAGCAGGCCAUAAGUGACCCCGGAGACCUGAGGCAUGACCUGGAGAGGAGACGGCAGGAGAGGCUGGAAGGGGUGAAGGUCACCAUACCAGGGGGCAGGACCACAAAGCGACCCCUGGCUGUCGAGAGUAACCAUCAGGAGGAUUAUGGUAGUGAGGAAGAGGAGGUCCAGGAGGAAGAGGAGUCCGCCUGGUCAGUCCAAGCACAAAGCGGACGGUGGCCUGGACACAUGGGUGGCGUGAGGAGAGGGGGGUUGAUUAGACAAAACAUGGGCAGCCAACGGAAGAACAACCGGCCUCCUAAUCGCCUCGGCAACCGUCCUGGAUUGAUGAGACCACAGAUCCACAAUAUUAAUGGCCCCGACUGGUAACGGAUGUUCGGAAGGGUCCACCUGUCCAGAGCUGGACCACGCGCCAAGGGGCGUGACUGACCCAGAACAGGUGUAUUUAUGCCACCCUUCGAUAGUCCUGCAGCCAGAAGCCCUGGUGGAAGUGAGCUGAUGAGUUGUCCUGUAUUGCUGCCUUUCUUCCGCUGCUUGAUCACCGGAUGUUUUCCGCCAGGCGAUUUGGGUCGGGUGCUGGCGGCCUCUUGUCAACGGUACCAGGCUCGGCGUCUCUGUAACGCUUUGUGUGUUUAUAGUCUGCGGGCGCCGCUGCUCUCGCGUGAGUGGCGACGUAGAACGCUGCGGAGAAAACACCCUGCCGUAGGCUACGAUGACUAGGGCCUGGUUUCCAUGGUGAAAUCUUGAUCCUUCCCUUAAUUUUAAGUGCAUUUAGGAAAUGGCCAAGUUGUGUUUGUUACAGUUUUUCCGGUUUUCCAUCCAGUCACACAGCUCUAUAAACCAAAUAGUUUUUAGUUGACACCAAAUACUUGUGGUUGUUGCCCAGGGAUGUGUCAUCCAGAUUAACGAUGGCUUACUAAGAUUACUUUAAGGGGAAAGUUAAUGUAAUGCUGGGUGGUGGAAGGGAAGGAUCUUGCUACUGAGGGGAAAUGAAAGGAAAUAAAUUAGUAUAUUUUAAGAGCGAGUGAAUGCUGCUUUUUGUUUACUGUAAUAUCCCCAGACAUCUAUUUUUAUGUUGGAUGUGGCUGACCUGUCCUCUGACGCCAGACCAUUUGGCUGAUGUUUCUGAUUUUGUUCUUAAGAUUUUAAGAGAGUGCUUUGAUGCUCUCCACAUGAGUUAAUGGUCCUUUAAUUGCUUAAUUGAUGUCUUCACUAAAAAUAUCAAAUAAAAUCGUUCUCAUACCA